Molecule: messenger RNA, 2420 nt
Organism: Colias croceus (clouded yellow)
Lineage: Eukaryota; Metazoa; Arthropoda; Insecta; Lepidoptera; Pieridae
Gene: magu
Product: SPARC-related modular calcium-binding protein 1
Exons: 12
Coding region: 369-2021 (550 amino acids)
Biological process (GO): cell-matrix adhesion
Cellular component (GO): basement membrane
Molecular function (GO): protein binding; calcium ion binding
Source: RefSeq, a predicted model, not a curated record
ACAUUGUACAGUGCUGUACAGUUUACAACCUAAACGGUGGGUGGGGUGCGUGUGCGCUUUUUGCUCGUAGUUAGACGAUCCGGUACCGGGAUAUAUCCUUAAUGUGCUUUAAAGUUUAUUCUGUUCAUAACUCUUCGAUCUCUCUCCCGGCAAACGUGUUUGCAACGGUUUUCUAAUUUAUUGCUUUACCAUUCUUGUAACAAAGCGCGUUAUGAUUUAGUAUAAUAAUAUGAAUAUGCCAAUAUGAUGUCUAAAAAGACUACAGUUCGUUUAACUGAUAAAUGUUUUGUUUCAUUUUAUAAAAGAGUGUAAAGCUAUUUUGGAAUUAUUAGUUAGUGAUUUAUUUUAAAUAUUUAUAAUCUAGCAGUAUGAAUAUCAAUGACCUAGUGUUUAAUUAUUUUUUUCUUAACUUAAUUUAUUACGUUGCGGAAGCUGCAGAUGAAAAGUCAGGCAGUGACUCCUGCUUGCAUCGAGUGGCAGCAUGUGAGGCAAAUACAGGGAACAGCAAUCGCGUUAUUUGCGGCACCGAUGGCAGGACUUACCCUUCCAAGUGCCACAUUAUGAAGGCUCAGUGCAAUGGAGAGCCGGUCACAGUAGCUCAUAGAGGCCCUUGUAUUGAUGGUCAAUCGUCUUGCCUGACGGUUCUGCGAUAUGCGUUAAACGCGCAGAGCGGUCGGCGAGCGGCCUUCGUGCCGAAGUGUCGUGCUGACGGUACAUACGCCGCAGUGCAAUGUGCGGCUGCUGGAGCGGCCGCUGGUUGCUGGUGCGUCACCCCAGAUGGGAAACCCCUCCCUGAUACCGCUGUAAGGAACGGCAGGCCCGACUGCACGAGACCCGGUAAGUCUCAAACGAGACGCCGCUCCUCGGUUCGAGGUCAACGCAAUAAACGAAGUUGCACGCGCGCAGAUCGGGCCCAGUUCAAUGGGAAUCUUAUAAAAAUAUUUAGCGGGGAGUUUGAAAGAGCCCGUUCAGAGCAAGGUGGGGUGGCCGCGGACCCGCGCUCUGUGGCCGAUUGGAAAUUCAGAGAACUUGACCGAGAUAGGAGCGGCACGCUACAGAAAUCUGAAUAUCGGGGGCUGAGGAGGCUUAUCAAAAAGGUGGUAAAACCGAAGCGAUGUGCCCGCGCCUGGGCGCGCGGUUGCGACGGGGACGGCGACGGCGAGAUCGCGCGCGCGGAGUGGGCCGGCUGCUUGCUGGCCACCCCCGAGCCGCCCGCACCGGACUACGACGACAGCGGUCCGGAGGCCGAACCAGACUAUGAGGAGGAACCGCCGCCUGAUCCCAGUGCAGUUUUGCCAGGAAUAAUGCGCAAUUCGUUCGCGCCAGAAGGCUCCGUGGCGAGGGAAGAUGAAGCCAACGACUGUCUGACCGAUCGGCAAGCAGUUCUGGAUGAACAGAAAACCGGUAGCGCGGUGCUUUACGUACCAGAGUGUAUGGGCGACGGGCGGUAUGCUCGGGCGCAGUGCUACCGCUCCACCGGGUACUGCUGGUGCGUGCAUCAGGACACAGGCAAGCCGAUCCCGGGCUCCUCGGUGAAGGACAGGAAGCCGGAUUGUGAUUCUGCCCCACAACACGCUAGCCCCAUGAGAGGAUGUCCCGAACCAAUGAAGUCGCACUUCUUACGCGACUUAAUGAGUUUCUUCAUUUCUAAAAUGACGACAUCUAUCAAUGGAACCGGACCUGGCGAAAUGGUAAAAUGGGGUGCAUCAAAAGAGGAGCAAGCCGCAACCUGGACGUACGUGAUGCUCGACAAGGACAAGAACAAAGCCCUUGAGAGACGGGAAUGGAAGUCCUUCCAUCAGCUCAUAUCUUCUGUGGAACAGUUGAGGCGGUGUGGUAGGAAACUGCCGAGAUAUUGUGACGUGAACCAUGAUGCCAAAAUCAGUAUUACCGAAUGGAUGGCCUGUUUGGAAGUCACGCAGGCUUCUCAUGGGUCUACUACGGAGGCUCCAAAGGUGCCGUCGAACCCACGGAGAAAAGGUCCCAAUCCCUUGGAGUCAAUCCUGAAGGCAGACGACUGAUUUACGAAUCUCAAACAUUUACUGUAUAAAUAUUUAUUUAUGUGUCUCUCACACGACGUAGUGUCAGUGGUCAAAAAAUACCAGUGUAGUGUUAAAAUGGCCUUUAUUUGUAUAAAAUAAGGAACUAUAACUAAAUUUUGUUCUACAAAACUCGGCGACUGAUCCUAGGAAGUAUUUUACAAGUUCGGAAAAAUAAUUUAUUGUAGAUAAUUGUAGGCUUUUACUAGUCUCGUUACUAUUGUUUAAAAAUUGUUUGUAAUUAGUUUUAAUACUUACAUGUCUUCGCUUUUGUAAGUAGAUAUAGUAUAUAAGAAAACAAAAUAUGUAUAACAACGUGGUAUAACUAUAUAAAUGCCCACAAGAAAAUCUAUAAUCACAAUAUACUGUAAUAUUGAACAA